Syngnathus typhle (broad-nosed pipefish) is the source of this 1496-nucleotide messenger RNA. RefSeq names its product MOB kinase activator 3C (gene mob3c). The record is from RefSeq and is a predicted model, not a curated record. The transcript has 4 exons. Bases 519 to 1169 code for a protein of 216 amino acids. Lineage: Eukaryota; Metazoa; Chordata; Actinopteri; Syngnathiformes; Syngnathidae. Gene Ontology annotation, cellular component: cytoplasm; nucleus. Gene Ontology annotation, molecular function: protein kinase activator activity. Gene Ontology annotation, biological process: positive regulation of protein phosphorylation; signal transduction.
CCCACUCUACCGGAGAGGGGUGGGGGCGGGCUUCCACGGGCUGGUAGCGAGAGGAAAAGUAAAGGGAAAAGAAAGAGGAAGGAUUGAAAGAAGUCCUUUCCCAGGGUUCGCACAUAUGUAGCAAGAGCAGGCACAGAAGACAAAGUCAGGAUGUGACAUCAUCUGCAGGAAGGGAAGCCAAAAGAGUAGUUCAGCUUUUUUCUUGACUUGUGCGUUGUCGUGGAGCCAAGUUGAACGUCUCUUUGAGGCAGGGAGAGAGAGAGAGCAAGAGAGGGAGGAGAAAGGGGUGAAGCAGCUGGAGCUGUCCUCCAAAAUACACUCCGGCCUCUCCCAAAGCUUUCGUCAACAUUGUGGAGCUUCCAUUGUAGCACAGCAAGCAGUGAACCCCCGAGGAUCUGGAGCCAGUCUUGAUCAGGUUCUUGUGACCCCAUCCGGGCCACCCCGCCAACUUGAAGGAAAUUAAGCGUCUACUUCAGAGAGUACAAACUGCUCAUCUGUGGGAAGGAACUGCUAAGGACAUGGCUUUGUGUUUGGGUCAGGUGUUCAGCAAAGACAAAACGUUCCGACCUAGGAAACGCUUUGAACCGGGCACCCAGAGGUUUGAACUGUACAAAAAGGCCCAGGCCUCGCUCAAGUCCGGCCUUGACCUGAGGAAGGUGGUGCAGCUGCCCGAGGGCGAGAGCCUCAAUGACUGGGUCGCAAUGCACGUGGUGGAUUUCUUCAACAGAAUCAACCUGAUCUACGGAACGGUCAGCGAGUACUGCACCGAACGUAGCUGUCCCAUCAUGUCCGGGGGGCUCAGGUACGAGUACAGGUGGCAGGACGGCGACGACUACAGGAAGCCCACCAAGCUGCCUGCUCUCAAGUACAUGAACCUGAUGAUGGACUGGAUCGAGUCGCUGAUCAACGAUGAAGAUAUCUUCCCCACCAGAGUAGGUGUUCCUUUCCCCAAGAAUUUCCAGCAGGUGUGCAAGAAGAUCCUGAGUCGGCUCUUCAGAGUGUUUGUGCAUGUUUACAUCCAUCACUUUGACAGUGUAUGCAGCAUGGGUGCAGAGGCCCACAUCAAUACCUGCUACAAGCACUACUACUACUUCAUUUCGGAGUUCAACCUCAUCGACCACUCUGAACUUGAGCCCCUGAAAGAGAUGACUGAGAAGAUUUGCAAUUGAACUACAAAAAUGAAGACUAAUGCUUGCCUUCAAUGAACUUUAAACUAAGAACAUGUUACAAUGUGAGCGGUGUGAGUGUCACUGUGAAUUUUUACAAGCCAGCCACAAUUUUUUCAGGUGGUGUCAAGAUGUAGAUUACUUAUGGGAACAAUAAUGUGCAUGUAUUUAUGCUUGGCUCUUUUUAAGCUAUUUUGAGCUUUUUUUGACGUUUAUUUAAGCUUGUUAAUAUUUUUUUUGCUGUCUUUCCUCCUGUGCAUGUAUUUAUGCUUGUCCUUUUAUAAGUUGAGCUUUUUUAACUUUUAUUGAGUAAAUAAUUGUAUUUUAGAA